GUCAAUUUUGACACACUUUACUCCACCUCUCUCUCUUCGGUCUCUUCACUCCUGCGUCAUACUCCUCUUCACCCUCUCUUCCUUUCAGCGAACCUAAACCGACAACAACACUCUCUCGUGUUCACCGAUCGAUUCUCUGGUUCUAUACAGCAUACAGAAAGCGUAGAGGUAGAAAAUCUGAAUGCUAAAGAGACGGAGAGCAUACAAAAGGCUUAGAUGUAGAACUUCUGAAUGCUAAAGAGACGGAGUUAGCAAGUUUCUUCGAGCUCUCUGCUUCUCUCUUCAAAAAAUGGCGGAUAUACAGCAACCGGAGGCGCAACUAAACGGUGUCGGAGGAGCGCAACUGGCGAUAACGAUAUCUGAACCUGUUGGAUCAAAACGGCAGCGAAGGCCAAGCGUCCGAUUAGGCGAAAUCGGGGGCGACCAGCCCUAUGACUCUCACGGGCGAAGAUCUUCCGCUUUCAUCAAGCAAUUUAAGCAACACCUCCCUCUCGACCACAGAAAGGACCCGAAAUCGUCCAAAACCCGCCCUCUAACGAACCUAACGGAAUUCCAGAACGAAACCCUAGACGAGGAUAUAGAGGUCAAUUUGGACACCGUUGCCAUUGGGAGUUGGCGAGUCAAGGAUUCGAAAAAACGAGGCUCGAAUGCCACCACGAAACGCGUUAGGUCCAAUUGGAUUUCCAGAGUCGCCGAUAGUGGAGGAGGCGGUGAAGACAUGAAUGAGGACGGUACAUAUCGUGAUUUUGAGAGGGAGAACUCUGAGAGUCCGAUUCUUUCGAAUGAGAAUUUAGCAGAUGCGAGAUAUAGGAGGCCAGUUAGGGCACGAGACCAUCAAGAUGGGGUUGAUUUUUCGGGUCCAUCAGAUGCAGAUGAUAGGAAUAACAAUAACAAUAAUGGGAGUCACGGAGAGGAUGGAGUGAAGGUUUGGUUAAACAGUCUAGGGCUAGGGCUGUAUGCACCAGUUUUCGAGAUUCAUGAGGUGGAUGACGAGGUAUUGCCCUUGCUGACAAUGGAGGAUUUGAAGGAUAUGGGGAUAAAUGCAGUUGGCUCGAGGAGAAAAAUGUAUUGUGCCAUCCAAAAGCUAGGGAAAGGCUUUUCAUAAACUUCUUCUAAUUUUGCUCAGUCUCAGCUGUGGCAAGGAAAAUCAUACUUCAGAUUAACGUGAACUUUAGGCCACUGCCUGUGAGUGGCUGACUGUCCUGGAGAUUAUGAACUACAGUAAGAGCUCCAACUUUUCUUUUGAUAAGUUAUUUUAGUUUAUUAUUAGUAUUAGCAUGAGAAGGCAUACUUCAGAAUAACAUGAACUUUAGGCCUGUGUGUGGCGGACUGGCGUGGAGAUUAUGAACUACAGUAAGAACUCCAAAAAAAAGUUGACAAGUUAUUUGAGUUUAUUAUUAGUAGUAGCAUUUUGAAGGAGAAGGGACUUGAACGGUGGCUUCAAGUCCUUGGGAGUAGGAUCCAUCUAGGUCAAGAGCUCCCACUGUUAUCCAAGUGGACGAAGACCGUAACAAGCUUGUGGACAGUCUAACAUUUAUCCUUGGUCUUGCCUUAAACAUAACUUUGCAGUUGUUUCAGGGCCUUGCAAUUGCUAAGAUUUAAUGUUGUGCUCGCAUUCUACCCUCUCCUGCGGUUUGGAUAGUUGUUCUGUAAUCUCUGUCAAGUCUGACUUUAGUUUUAAGAGACUCGGAGCUUUCAUAACUUAUUCCUCUAUAUUACACCAUUGCAUAAUUAAUUGGAUCAGUAAUUUGGAA
This is a messenger RNA of Tripterygium wilfordii, 1754 nucleotides long. RefSeq lists its product as uncharacterized. Bases 290 to 1105 code for a protein of 271 amino acids. Gene Ontology annotation, molecular function: protein binding. The transcript has 2 exons. The record is from RefSeq and is a predicted model, not a curated record. Lineage: Eukaryota; Viridiplantae; Streptophyta; Magnoliopsida; Celastrales; Celastraceae.